Molecule: messenger RNA, 7235 nt
Organism: Mugil cephalus (flathead mullet)
Lineage: Eukaryota; Metazoa; Chordata; Actinopteri; Mugiliformes; Mugilidae
Product: adenylate cyclase type 6-like
Exons: 24
Coding region: 841-4470 (1209 amino acids)
Biological process (GO): intracellular signal transduction; adenylate cyclase-inhibiting G protein-coupled receptor signaling pathway; cAMP biosynthetic process
Cellular component (GO): plasma membrane
Molecular function (GO): adenylate cyclase activity
Source: RefSeq, a predicted model, not a curated record
UUACGAGUGGUUGCCAGGCAACCAGUCUGGACCAGGAAGUCAGUGGGCAGCCAGAGCGUGGUCCGGAACUGAGAUGGACGGAUUAAAAACAAAAAGAAAAAAAUAUAUAAAACUGCUAAUUAGUUAGCUUUACAUGAUUUUUGUUCCCAUUUCACAUAGACUAACCUAAUCUAUUGCUAGCUGCUAACAGAAGGUGAGAUACGUGCAUCCGACAUUUUAAAUGCAUGGCUUCCUUGAAAUUAUUUUUUUUUUUGAUGUUGUUGUUGUUGUUUUAAUAUACACCGCAUCGCUUAGCUAGUAUUACGUUUCUGAAUUUCGCGAUUGCACGUCGCAAAAGUUUUAAUUUGAUACACAUAAGCGGAAGUGUGAACGUGUGUGUUCCUCCCAGUUUGACAGCGGUGCUUGGAGCCGAGAGGGUCAGGGGGAGGAGAGGCAAGGGAGUGGAGCGAGAAGACGACAGGAGGAGAUCCACCACGGGGUGACUAAUUUAACCGGACCAUCCUUGGACAGUUAGGCUACAAAUGGUCCUCCACCCUGGCCGCUCCGAGCCACAACCACGCCGAAUCGGAUUGUCUGCAGCGGUCCUGUCGGAGAACACAAACAGAAGAUGAUCUCGACCCAACAGAAGCCGUGGAGAUAGGCCUGGCAGUAGAGACUGGUCUUCUUACUAACCUUGGUCUCCUAUCAAUGGCCCGGGGAUUUGUGUGACACUUCAACGACAUCCGGUCACCCCCACCCUGCUGCCCUGCAGUGUGGCUACGAAAUACCCCUCCUCACUUCUUCAAAAUUUUGUCCACGGGGAUAAAUGAGUGAACCGGCUGCAAAGGAAAGGGCUGGGACAUGUACCAGAACCCCAACAGAAUGUCCUGGUUCAGUGGUUUCCUAGUCGCCAGAGUGGACGACCGUAAGACCGCUUGGGGGGAGCGCAAUGGCAAGAAGUCCAAACGAAAGGGAGGCUCAUCUCUCUGCAACCCGCGUUACAUGAGUUGUCUGCGGGAUCCAGAUGCUAUGGAGCCCCCGACCGGAGCCCCUCUCCAUCAGCAUCACCGUGGAGUCGUGGGCGGGGCGGUGGGAGGCGGGAGCAACUUCGGCGUCCGCUGCGGAUGGCAGGAGGACCACUACGGCAAAAGGGGAGGGGCUCCCGGGGAAGGAGUGGGGCUGAAAUCAGUCAACUUGGGGUUUGAGGACGGGGAGUUGAAGGGGAGGAAAGGGGGAUGUAACGGAGGAAGUGGCGACAUGGGCGACGAGGGGCCCAACGGGGCUGGGGGGAUUGUGACGGCUGCGGACUGCUGGCUCAGGGUGGUGCGAGUAUUCCAGUCAAAAAAAUUCCAGUCCCGCAAACUGGAGCGCCUAUACCAGCGUUACUUCUUUAGGCUGAACCAGAGCUCCUUGACCAUGCUCAUGGGGGUGCUCGUGAUCGUGUGCGGCAUCAUGCUGACCUUCCACUGUGUCCACGGCGCCCCUCACGUGGCCUAUUCAUCAACCCUCUCAGUGGCGAUGGCCCUCUUCAUGGCUCUCAUGGUGGUGUGCAACCGUAACGGCUUCCACCAGGACUACAUGUGGAUGGUCAGUUACCUGGUGAUCGGAGUCCUGGUGUCAGUGCAGGUGUUCGGGGUGCUGAUGGUGAAGCCGAGGAGUGCUUCAGAGGGCAUCUGGUGGUCCGUGUUCUUCAUCUACAUCAUCUACACUCUGCUGCCCGUGAGGAUGAGGGCGGCGGUGCUGAGCGGAGCAGUACUGUCCAUCAUACAUGUGGUCACGACCUGGCAAAUGAACCAGGAAGACAAGUUCCUCUGGAAACAGGUGAGCGCUAAUGUCCUCAUCUUCUUGUGCACCAACAUCAUUGGCAUCUGUACCCACUACCCGGCUGAAGUUUCCCAGAGACAGGCCUUCCAGGAGACCAGAGGAUACAUCCAGGCCAGACUUCAUCUGCAGAGGGAGAAUCAGCAACAGGAACGUCUGUUGCUUUCAGUGUUGCCAAGGCACGUUGCCAUGGAGAUGAAGGCUGACAUCAAUGCCAAGAAGGAAGACAUGAUGUUUCAUAAGAUCUAUAUCCAGAAACACGACAAUGUCAGUAUUCUGUUUGCGGACAUCGAGGGUUUUACCAGCCUGGCGUCCCAGUGCACAGCUCAGGAGCUGGUGAUGACACUAAAUGAACUCUUUGCCCGUUUUGACAAGCUGGCAUCGGAGAACCACUGUCUCCGUAUUAAGAUUCUGGGUGAUUGUUACUACUGCGUGUCCGGGCUGCCUGAACCCCGGGCCGACCACGCUCACUGCUGUGUGGAGAUGGGCGUCGACAUGAUAGAGGCCAUCUCGUUGGUGCGCGAGGUGACGGGGGUCAACGUCAACAUGCGCGUCGGCAUUCACAGCGGGCGCGUGCACUGCGGCGUGCUGGGACUCAGGAAGUGGCAGUUUGACGUGUGGUCAAACGAUGUCACGCUGGCAAAUCACAUGGAGGCCGGAGGCAAAGCAGGUCGUAUCCACAUCACAAAGGCCACGUUGCAGUAUCUUAACGGUGACUAUGAGGUGGAGCCGGGAUUUGGAGGGGAGAGGAACGCGUACCUGAAGGAGAACAGCAUCGAGACCUUCCUGGUCCUCGGCUGCAGCCAGAAGCGGAAGGAGGAGAAGGCGAUGAUGGCGAAGAUGCAGCGGACGAGAGCCAACUCUAACGAGGGGCUGAUGCCACGCUGGGUCCCCGACAGAACCUUCUCCAGGACCAAAGACUCCAAAGUCUUCAGACAAAUGGGGAUCGAUGAGACCUCUAGUAAAGACAACCGUGGUGUUCAGGAGGCCAUGAACCCGGAGGACGAGGUGGACGAAUUCCUGGGGCGAGCCAUUGACGCUCGUAGCAUUGACCAGCUAAGAAAGGACCACGUUAAGAAGUUCCUACUCACCUUUCAGACCUCCAGCCUGGAGAAAAAGUAUUCCAAGAAGGUGGACGAUCGUUUUGGAGGCUACGUUGCCUGUACUCUACUAGUAUUCUGCUUCAUAUCCUUCAUACAGAUUGUUGUCUUUCCACACACCCCGGUCAUGCUGGGAAUCUACAUCAGUAUCUUCAUCAUACUCGCCAACAUCCUCUUCAUCUGUGCCAUAUACUCUUGCAUCAAGCUCUUUCCUGCUGCGAUGCAGACUGUUUCUAAGAAGAUUGUCCAGUCCCGCACCAACAGCACCCUGGUGGGAGUGUUCUCCAUCAUCCUCGUCUUCAUCUCUGCCUUUGUUAACAUGUUUGCCUGCGACACCAAGAGCUUGGAGGAAUGCGUCGCCGAGAAGCUGAACACCUCCGUGGGCCUGGUGACGCCCUGUCUGAUCCGCAGCUUGAAUGUGUCCGUCGAGGGGGGUCUAGAGAUCUGUCCCAGCCAAGGCCCCUCCUGCCCCUUUCCCGAGUAUUUCAGCUACAGUGUGCUGCUGACGCUGCUGGCCUGCUCCGUGUUCCUGCAGAUCAGCAGCAUAGGGAAGCUGGCUCUCAUGCUGCUCAUCCAGCUCACCUUCCUGCUGCUGGUGGAGUGGCCACAAGUAGCACUAUUUGAAAACGCGGACCUCUUUGUCACUUCCAAUGCCAUUGAUUUAAAUGAAACUAGUGCUCAGUGGUCCAGUUUCAAUGAAACUACAAACCAGUGCCCAUAUGUUGUGACCAAAGUGUCCCUGAGGGUCAUGACUCCAGUGAUCCUCACAGUCUUUGUCUUGGCACUGUACCUGCACGCCCAGCAGGUUGAAUCUACCGCGCGCCUCGACUUCCUGUGGAAAUUACAGGCCACAGAGGAGAAGGAGGAGAUGGAGGAACUACAAGCCUAUAACCGCCGCCUCCUCCAUAACAUCCUGCCGAAGGACGUCGCUGCUCACUUCUUGGCUCGCGAGCGGCGUAACGACGAGCUGUACUACCAGUCCUGCGAGUGCGUGGCCGUCAUGUUCGCCUCCAUCAGCAAUUUCUCUGAGUUCUACGUGGAGCUGGAGGCCAACAACGAGGGAGUGGAGUGCCUCCGGCUGCUCAACGAGAUCAUCGCCGACUUCGACGAGAUCAUCAGCGAGGAGAAGUACAGGCAGCUAGAGAAGAUCAAGACCAUUGGCUCCACCUACAUGGCGGCCUCCGGUCUCAACGACUCCACCUACGACAAAAAGGGCCGCAGCCACAUCACUGCACUAGCCGACUAUGCCAUGAGACUGAGGGAGCAGAUGAAGUACAUCAACGAGCAUUCCUUCAACAACUUCCAGAUGAAGAUAGGUCUGAACAUCGGGCCGGUGGUAGCAGGGGUCAUUGGGGCACGGAAGCCACAGUACGAUAUUUGGGGAAACACAGUCAAUGUGGCCAGUCGCAUGGACAGCACAGGUGUACCUGACCGCAUACAGGUGACCACAGACCUCUUCCAGGUGCUUGCAAGUAAAGGGUACAUGCUGGAGUGUCGCGGGGUCGUAAAGGUCAAAGGUAAAGGGGAAAUGACGACCUACUUCCUGAACGAUGGGCCGCCCAACAGUUAGCAGCCACGGCAGCAGCAUCAGGCGCUGGGAUGAUCCCCUCUGCAAGGACACGGCACCACUGAGCGAGGACUCACAGUGUGAGCGAACAGCUAAGAACUAGAGACGCCAUCACUUGAAUCCCAAGCAAAGAGGAAUAAUAAUAAAAAUAAAAAAGACUUUUAAGACUCCGGCAGGAAAGUGUUCUUGAUGAGAGGAAAAUGUUGUCGCUCGACAGCCAUUUUGGGCCCACGUACAUGUUGAAGGACGCGUGUUUUUCUCAUGUCUAGCCUCUCUCUCAGGCUUCUUGAAAGAUGCAAAGUCUGUUUAUUUAAAAACAACGCCUUUUAGCCUGUGUCAAAAGAAGAUUAACGCUGUACAUAAGGCUACUUUUUACUUUGUGUUUUUUUUUUGUUUUUUUGUUUUGUUUUUUUCCCUGUAAUUUUUAUUUUACAUGACUUACGAACAGGUACUCAUGUUUUGUUUCCGCAUUAAUUAUUUAUUUUGAUCUCGAUGUUUUGUGCAAAAGGUCCUUUAUGACAAGGUGUGAAUACAUACGUGCACAAAUAUCCUGUUUAUUACACGUUUAUGAGUGUGUAUGUACAUGCAUAUUUGUGUGUGUAUGAAUAUAUGUAUACACUGAGGAGGAAUAUAUUGACCAAAGACUAAAGUAUUUACUAAAAGCAAGGCAAGACAUGUGGAUAUGUUCUCGCUAAAGUCAGCAGUGAUCGCCACCUCUGAUUUUUAGGCAGAAGGCCUGAAUAUGUUUUCAUAGAAUAUGUAAAAUUAAUUUAUUUUGUCUGUCGUUCAGGCGGCAAAGAGCAGAUGUUUAAAUGAUAAAACUGCCCUCAAUCAGCCCUCGAAAUUUAAUUAAAAAUGAUUAAAGAAGAUAUUUAUUAGAAGGUCUGAAAUCUAUAUUUUUAUCUCCGCUCUGAGCAGUAGAUCCGGCUAGGAUUAGGAUCCUCUCCAUCCUCGUGUCUCACGCCAGACUGGCUCCGCUGGUUUCAGCCAUAACAAUGUAUUGUCAUCGACUGCUCCUUCCCUUUCAGACAGAUUUUUUAAAUUUUUUUUUUAAUCGUUACUAUUUAUUUAUUUUUUUGGAGGGGAGGUACAGAUGGAAAUGAAGGAACUUAGAUCAGCGAGUUGUUCCCGAAACUUCAGGGGGGGAAAACCUUGGGAUUUCAACGCAGUGGCAGCCUGAUUCUUCUAUGAAGAAGAAGUAGAUGAAGGAAAGAAAUAUAUAUUGAUUUUGACUGAAUACUGUGCUUUGUAAUCCUGAAGGGGCAUAACUAUUUUCACUGUGAGGUUUUUACGAUACAACAAAACUGCUUUCUUGCCAAACAUAACUGCUUCGAAGCAUGUCUGAUUGUGGUUAUCUUGUUUUCUUUUUCGUUUGUUUCAGCGUAGGGUAUUUUGUAUCACCUCCGUAUCCAUAAUUUGUAUAUUCUUAAUGUUGUUAUUAUUAUUAUUAUUAUUAUUAUUAUUACGAUUAUGAUUCUGGUUAAUUAUUAUGCUUAAUAUAAUGAUUUCAUUCCGGUGAAAAGGAUCAAAGACCAGCACGCUUUCUUGUCAAAUGCCAGUUUGUAAAGCUCAAGCUCACUGGUACCAACUGAUCAACUGCAGCCAAUGAAUUCUGCCGUUCAGUCCUAAUGUACAAUACAGUAUUUCAGCUGGCGAUAGGUGUGAUCAUGUAGAGUAAGUAAUAACCAUUAGCUGCCUUUGCAGCAGAGCCCAAGAGGUGUAUGCUCACGUAAGGAAAGCAGUAAACACACACAGACACGCACACACACACACACACAUACAGAUGAUUCACUGUGCUUUUUUUUUUUUUAUUUAUGCCACUACAGCAGUAUUGUAAAUGUCAGUCAGGCUCCGAAGGUGACGUCUCGCUUCCACACAUUCUCACAGGUAACACCCCUCGAGCUACGCCACGUGAAGAGGACGAGGCAGAAUUGGUAGACCUACGCAUACUUUACUUGUAUCACCCCCCCCCCCCCUCCCCUCCCCACCCCUCACUCAGUGUUUCAGUGAAAUGUGAAAAUACUAAUAGCUGAGUCGAAUUGCCUUAAUAGAAAACAAAUCAUAGAAUAACACUAAACAGGAAGUGUGCCUGCUGACGUCGUGACGGAUAGGGAAGAAAGGGAUAAGGGCUCGUCAACAAUAACUUUCUGUUCUCGUCACUGCAAUGGUCUCGGUUUCUCCGGCGCUGCUCUCUCUGUGUGUGGACGGGAGAUUCAGCCCCGACUUUUAGCUCUUCCCUCACACUCGACGGUGGCGACAGCGACAGUUGAUCAUGUUCGUACCAAAGCCAGCUCACGCGGCCCUGUGCUGUUGGUCCCUCCUGUUUGAGCCCGGGGGGCGCGGUGGGAGCACCAGAGGACAGUAACGUAACGGGAGAUCACCAACUAUCACGUGAACUGUGACCAAUGAAGAGUGAUGCAUAUAAGUUUAUAGGAUGGACAAGAGUUUAUAAAGAUGUUCAUUGUAUGUAUUCUAUUUCUAUUGGCUGUCCAUAGACUUGUGUUGAUUGUUAACUCUUGGGAUGCUUUUUUUGGGGAGCAGGAGAGGGGAGGACGCUCGUCCCCAUACUACUGAAACAGUGUUUUGCUCAGGCCUGAUGAAUCCUUCCGUACUUGUUUUUGUUUCAUUUGUAUUUUCCCUGAGUUGGAGGAGUCGAAAGGGGAGUGUUUUUUUUUUGCAAAGCCGAAGGACGAGAAGAGUUGAGGACUAUGACAAAGAGAAAAAUAACAUUUCCCCUUGAAGAAAAAAAAUAAAAAAAAUCAAUGGCU